This is a messenger RNA of Fusarium poae, 810 nucleotides long. RefSeq lists its product as uncharacterized. The coding region runs from base 1 to 810 and encodes 269 amino acids. The record is from RefSeq and is a predicted model, not a curated record. Gene Ontology annotation, cellular component: centrosome; nucleus; cytoplasm. NCBI's taxonomy places the organism in Eukaryota, Fungi, Ascomycota, Sordariomycetes, Hypocreales, Nectriaceae. The transcript has 2 exons. Gene Ontology annotation, biological process: mitotic cell cycle phase transition; regulation of cyclin-dependent protein serine/threonine kinase activity. Gene Ontology annotation, molecular function: cyclin-dependent protein serine/threonine kinase regulator activity.
AUGGAUCAGAAUCAAACGCGGGCAUCUGGGUUUAUCGAUACGUUGUGGGAGGAAGACGACUACUUGGAAGACAUCAUAGACCAUCUUGCUUAUAUGGAGGAUGUGACUUUGCCAAGCAUUCUCAUGAUCGAAAAGCAAGAACAAAUCACGUGGGACCUACGGUCAAAUCUCAUCGACUUUGUCACCCGAUCACAUCAGCACUUUCGUCUUCCCUCGCACGUGCUAUUUUUAUCUAUCAAUCUCAUUGAUCGAUAUUGCUCAAGGAGACAGGUCUUUAGAGAACACUACUGGUUGCUUGGGAGUGUCGCACUCUUUAUUGCCUCCAAAUAUGGUGACAGGACUGACCGAGGUAAAAAUCUCAGGCCUCUGUCGGUUAGUGAGAUAAGGAAGCUGUGUCACGACAUCUUUGAUGCACAUAUGAUAGCGCAGAUGGAAGUCUCAAUCUUGUACACUUUAGACUGGGUGAUGGGCCAUCCGACAACGGACCAUUACCUGGACUUUUUGCUCGUAGGAGAACCUAGGGGCGGCGAGCUAGCUAGUAUGGCAGCAUACCUGUCGGAGAUCUCGCUUUAUCAUCCAGAGUUUGUCGGGAUCAAGCCUUCUGUUAUUUCUACAUCAUGCUGCAUGCUUGCCAAAAGUAUUCUUUUCGGAACUGUGUCGAUAGGAACAAACACAGAAAUCGUGGUCAUGGAAACUUUGAAUUCCCUUUGGAAACGCCUUCGUCAGCCUCCACCAGCUAUUUCAGAUAAAUACUCAACCCAGAGCCGACACUACGUAGCGCAAACUGUGUUUUAUCGGCUGGCUGGUUAG